This is a messenger RNA of Trichomonas vaginalis G3, 1302 nucleotides long. RefSeq names its product tetratricopeptide repeat domain domain-containing protein. Bases 1 to 1302 code for a protein of 433 amino acids. The transcript has a single exon. Lineage: Eukaryota; Parabasalia; Trichomonadida; Trichomonadidae. Gene Ontology annotation, molecular function: protein binding. The record is from RefSeq and is a predicted model, not a curated record.
AUGGAUAUUGAGCAUUCCGUGCUUGACAAUGGUUUCAAAUAUGGUUAUCAGGUAACUCAGACUGAUAAGCAAGUAACUCUGACCUUUAAUUUCAUUGAUCCUGUUCAUGUUGACCAAUUUACAAUAAUGUAUGACUCAAACAAGCAUAAUAUUAUAGUAAAGAGGAGGAAUAAAGAUGUACUCUUACAAGGCCACUUAUAUGAUGCAGACGAUUCAGUAAUCGAGCACUCUGUAGUUGGCCGAUCAUUGAUAUUAAAGAUCAAUAAGCAACACUACGACCCUUGGCCUGUUGUUAUUAACUCAGACCUUGAUGGUGACAUUGAUGGAAAAUCCGCUUUCUUACUUUGCCUUCUCGAAGAUGCACAAUCAAACUUUGCCAAAGCUUAUGAAAUGCUAGAAAAAGCAGUCGAAAUGGGUUAUAUACCAGCUAUACUAUAUCAAGCUUCCGUUUUGUGCAAUCCUGAGAACCCAUACACGGUCACAAACAUAGAUAAAAGUCUCGAACUUUAUGGAAGCGUUUUCAAGAAGACAUCAGAUGCUACUGUCGGAUUGGACUAUGCUAGACUUCUCUUAAAGCACGAGAGAUCAGAGGAAGCUGAAAAUAUUCUCCUUCAGAUUGAAGAUAGGAAUUUGGAUGCUAAAUAUGAGCUUGCCUGCCUCUAUAUGGAUAAGCUUGGAAAGCCAGAAGUAGCAUAUCAGCGGUUCAAUGAACUUAAUCAUAAGAAUUAUCGCGAAGCUAUGGUAAAGCUCGCAUACAUGCUCGAAAAUGGCAUUGGAACAGAAGUUGAUCGUGUUGCAGCUGAUAUGAUGCGUAGGUCAUACCAAAAUCUUCCAACUAAUGUUGACUUAUCAGUUCAACUUUCGCCGAAGAAGGCUAAUCUUCAAAGGUCAACAGAAACACUCGAGAUUUCUCCAGUUGCCAAGGUCGCACCUGAAAUUAGUAAUGAUAUUAUUGCUCACGAAAUUGAACGACAGCCAAUCCAAAAAGUUGUCAGUAGUUCAAUGUUUACAGAGGUAAUGCCAAAAGAACCUGUUAAGGAGAAGGUCAAUACCGCUAUUGGUGGUGCCUUUGAGCAUGAAAGAAUAUCUAAUUCUCCAAGAAAAGAAAUUAGUCAAGGUUCGCACUUUGAUGUUGAUGAACAAAGGCAACUCCUCGAUAUUGCUCAAGCUCAUAACUACGGUGAACCUAAGCCAACAGAUUGGAAAUUCAUUGGAACAAUGGUUGCAAUUGGCGUUGGUGCCGGCUUGGCUACACAUUGGCUUAUCAAGCUUAUCACAAAAGUAGCAAAGAAGAAAGAAUAA